Salvelinus fontinalis (brook trout) is the source of this 8876-nucleotide messenger RNA. Its product is annotated as protein phosphatase 1 regulatory subunit 37-like. The record is from RefSeq and is a predicted model, not a curated record. Gene Ontology annotation, molecular function: protein binding. The coding region runs from base 1170 to 5240 and encodes 1356 amino acids. NCBI's taxonomy places the organism in Eukaryota, Metazoa, Chordata, Actinopteri, Salmoniformes, Salmonidae. The transcript is spliced from 13 exons.
GAUAUGCGAUGACGUAUGGACAACAAACAGUUGUUGGACUUGAGUAAGCUAACGUUAGCUAGCACAAGGACGAGGAGAAAACAGCAUCUUUACAUCCAAGCGCUUCUCGGGGAACGUCAAUAAGCGGCAUGUCUUUGUUUUAAAAUAACAACCAAAAAGGAGAUUAUUGUUCAACAGUUAAAUCAUUUGGGCACGAGAACGAAACAUGCUCCGGACUAUGACGCUUGUUUUUUUCCUUGCCUAGUCGAGGAUUGUGAUGCGAGGUGCUUUGGUGAGACCGCGAACGACAUUCGGAAAUUAUUUUUCUUGAAAUAGAAUGAUUGACUCGAAAACAAAGCAUUUGGGUUUACCGAAAGGUGCAUAAAACUACACCGGUCUAGAUGUCAUUGUUGGGCAACUACUUUAGCUAGCUUCAUGCACAUGAAAUAGUAUUUUGCUAACGUAAUGGAGGCACCGUGGGUACAGUUUUAGCUAGCUGGUCACCCAAAAUAUAGCUAUAACGUUAGCUAGCUUCCACAUCCACUUUUAGAGUGUGCUGACCAACAAAAGACAGAAUACUGUAACAUAAAACGGCUAUCUAUGCACUUUGUUGAUAUCUAUCGUGGUUACCUAGCGUUAAGUUAGCUAGCCAAACAAGUAAACUAGGUUGAGACUAGCAGCAGAAUACAUUGUUUCUUGGUUAGGAGGAUUUGUCACGGUCGUUUGACACGAGGUGUUGCCUUUACCUCUUGGUAAUUUCACAACAAUUUACCGUUCCUGGACAUGUGAUAUGGUCAAUUUAUCAAAGGUUUUCUGAAAUUACAAUUUCAGGCUAUAAAUAUUCUGAACUGCAGGCACUCAUCACGUGUCAAACAGUUACAUUUGCUUGCUUGAAAGUUGUCAAUAAUAUGCGAAAUUAUCUAUUGAAAUAGUUGUGUGUGUGGGCACAAAUAGCUGUUUUGUCAAUCAAUUACGUUAACACUCAAAAAGCACUUAUAUUGACAAAGUUGUAAACAUUCUUGAUGAAAGCACUUAUUUGACAAAUUAUGUUAGCUAUUGAAGAAUCAAAGACCAGCAUUCAAAGGCUAGACUGACAUCUACUCAGAAGGCAUCACUUUAAAUAUCUUGUGUCAAGUACAGAGUUCUCGAAUCCAGUCAAUUGCCAACACUAUCUUCCUGGAAAUGAAAAUAUGAAUGUCGAGGAGCAAGCUCUAGAUUUGUGCAAUGUCAAAAUGAAGAAUAAUGUUGGUGACAAUACUACCAAUAACUCGCAAGAGAUCCUACCCCGGCUCUCGGAACUGAUGGAUGGAGAUUUGUGUAAGCAAGGCAUUGGCAACGAGGCUGCCAACACGUCCUCUCUAGCCAAGCUCACAGACAACCCACGAAGGGAGGACAACCACCGGUCAAAAGAGACACUAGAAUUCGAUGAAGUGAAUGGGAAUAAGAACAACAGCGUCCCAGAUACCCCUGCAAUAGUCAGUUCUGACUUUGAGGUUUAUCAUGACGACCAACGCCAAGAAGAGAGAAUCAAGGAUACAACACCAUUGGCCCUUAUGUUUGCAAUUGAGGAAGGGGAUGAUGGUGGGGAUAUGGACAUUGGUGUGGAUUUGAGUCUGGAUGAAAGUGGCAUCUUGGAGUCAGAACCUGCUGACCAGGGACCAUCCCUAGCAAAGGAGACAUCCUCAAGCAGUACCAAUCCAGAUUCAUCAACUCCAGACGUUGUCACCGACAAGGAACCUGAGAAACCCUCAGAACAGGAGGACUCUCCACCUGUCACUGCCCCGGGAGAGGUCCUCUCUCCAGCCCUGGACGAGGGGGAUGAUAACCACAAAAAUGGCAAGAGGGUGACUUUUCCUUCAGAUGAGGAUAUUGUCUCUGGAGCAGUGGAGCCCAAGGACCCUUGGAGACAUGCCCAGAAUGUGACGGUGGAUGAGAUUCUCUCUGCCUACAGACAGGCCUGCGUGAAACUCAACUGUAAACCCAUCCCCAAAGUGCUUAAACAGAUGCAGGAGCUGAAAGACCUAACUCAUCGAAAUGAAUGCCUGGACCUUAAAGGUGAGAAGCUGGACUAUAAGGCGUGUGAGUCCCUGGAGGAGGUGUUCAAGCGGGUCCAGUUUAAAGUGGUGGACCUGGAGCAGACCAACCUGGAUGAAGAUGGUGCGUCCGCUCUCUUUGACAUGAUUGAGUACUAUGAGUCGGCCACACACCUCAACAUUUCCUUCAACAAGCACAUCGGCACCCGCGGCUGGCAGGCCGCAGCACACAUGAUGAGGAAGACGAGCUCUCUGCAGUACCUGGACGCCCGCAACACACCCCUGCUGGAUCACUCUGCCCCGUUUGUGGCACGGGCGCUCCGCAUCAGCGGCAGUCUUGCUGUGCUGCACCUAGAGAACGCUGGGCUCUCUGGACGACCACUAAUGCUGCUGGCCACGGCUCUGAAGAUGAACAUGAACCUACGGGAGCUGUACUUGGCUGAUAACAAGCUGAACGGCCUGCAGGACUCGGCACAGCUGGGCAACUUGCUCAAGUUCAACUGCAACAUCCAGAUACUGGACCUCCGCAACAACCACAUACUGGACUCUGGUCUGGCCUAUGUCUGUGAAGGCCUGAAGGAACAGCGGAAAGGCCUGGUCACUCUGGUGCUCUGGAACAACCAGCUAACGCACAACGGCAUGGGCUUCCUCGCAGCUGCACUGGUAAACACACGCCGCAAACCCUGUACCCAGAGUUUGGAGACCCUAAAUCUGGGCCAUAACUCUGUGGGGAACGAGGGGGUCCACAAGCUGAAGGACGGUCUGAUCGCCAACCGCUCGGUGCUCCGGCUGGGCCUGGCGUCCACCAAGCUGUCUUGCGAGGGUGCCGUGGCGGUGGCUGAGUUCGUCGCCGAGAGCCCCCGGCUGCUGCGUCUGGACCUGAGGGAGAACGAGAUCAAGACGGGGGGCCUCAUGGCCCUCUCCCUGGCCCUCAAAGUCAACACCUCCCUCCUACGCCUCGACCUGGACCGAGAGCCCAAGAAAGAGACUGUGAAGAGCUUCAUCGAUACGCAGCGUUCCCUGCUGGCUGAGAUCCAGAACGGCUGCAAGCGGAACUUCAUCCUAGCCAAGGAGAAGGAGGAGACCGAGCAGCAGAUGCAUUCGGCCUCCAUGGCCGAGAUCGCCACCGAGGACAGAACCAUAGAGGAGGACGGAGCUGAUUCCGGCGAGCAUGUUGAUAACGAUGGGAAAGACAGUGAGUGUGAGGGAGGAGAGGAAGGAGUGAAAGACACUGAGCGCCUGACUGAAAGCCAAUUGGCAGCGAGCUCUGAGGGAGUGGUGUUGCCUUUGCUUUCGGAGUCCGACUCGGACACGGACGACGAAGAGGAGGAAGAGGUGGUUCUCUCUAAAGCUCCCUCCGUCUCCCCAGCCCCCAAACACACUGGUCCUUCAGUCCGGGCGGCGACAACUCAGCACCCCCUCAGUGCCUCACAGACGCCCCCCGCCCCCUCUGCCUCACCAGCUACGGGGUCUGUCAUUUCAGGGAUCACCGUCACAGAGUCCACGGGGGCCCCCGGUACGCCCCCCUCGCCGGGCCGCUGUAUCUCUGUGUCGAGCCCUGGGAGGGGCCACAAGAUCUUCAUGGUGACCAGAGUUGAGAGCUUCUCUGACCAGCAGCAGGUCCUGGGGGAGAUUGGCCUGACCAAGCCCCAGGUCUCCAAAGAGCCGGUGGUGUCACUAGUGAAGGAAACCACACAGCAACCACAUCCUCCUUCACAACCCCCACAGGAGGAGGUGAGAACACAACCCCAGGCCACGCCCACACCACUGACACAGGAGGAGGUGACACACAGCCUGCCAGAACAGACACAGCCCCAGGCCACGCCCACACCACUGACACAGGAGGAGGUGACACACAGCCUGCCAGAACAGACACAGCCCCAGGCCACGCCCACACCACUGACACAGGAGGAGGUGACACAGAGCCUGCCAGAACAGACACAGCCCCAGACCACGCCGACACCACUGACACAGGAGCUGGUCCAGAGUUCAGACGAACCACAGACGGUCGAUCCUAAACAGACGGAGCAGAGUCCUGUUGCGCCAGAGCUACCCCCUUCAGAGGAGACCGUAGUAGAGACUCCUAAUGACCUGUCGGAGACGCUAGAACUACCAUCCAACCUCCUAACCCAGCCCAAAGAGGAGGAAGUGGAGGGCGUUCUAGACCGUUCACAACCUGUACUGGCGGAGCAGAGCCCAUUAACAGCAGCCCAGCCAUCACACUCACCCUCCCUUCCUACAGAAGUAGCAGCAGCAACACUAGCAUCACCCCAACAGACGGAGCAGAUGGUAGAGACAGCUACAGAGCCCCAGCUAGAACAGUCUGCUGUUGAGCAGCAGUCCACUGAAGCUGCGCUGGAAGGAGAGGAGGUGGUGGUUGUGGAAAAGGAGGAGAGUCAGGACCCAGUAGAAGAGACACUUUGUGAACAGGCGGAGUCUCAAACCAACACAGAGGAGGAAGAUGAGAUGCAGUCAGAACGGCUUCCACAGCAGGACCAGAGUCCGGAACAUGCUCGUGACACAGUUCAGCAACCGUUAGCGCCGCAACCGUUAGCACCUCAGCUAGCUACACAGACUAACACGAAGCCCCUGGGGAGUCUGCUUCUAACAGCACCGCUCCAGUCACAGCCUGAAACAGUGCAGCCAGACUCUGAGCUUCUGGCCCCGCAACAGGAACCGGUAGAGACACUUCCAUGGGCACAGCGACAGGUGGCGCCAGAGAGUCCGUCGGAGCAGGGAGCCACGGAGAGUGUAGCAGAAGCGGAACAGGAACUGUAUCUGUCGGAGGAACAGCAGCAACUAGCAAAACAGGCACUUCCUGUGCAGGUGGAACAGCAGCAACAACAACAUCCUGUUCUAGAGGAACUACAGAAGCAGCAGCUUCAACCAGAGGGGCAAUCACAGACCACUCUUCCCGCUGAGCCCUCACCUGUUCCAGCCGAGACAGACACUUCCCUGGAGGUGGAGGGCCGUAGCUCCCCUCCCAAGGCAGAGGAGUCCCCAGACGAGAGCUCCACGGACGAGGGGGAGGAAGUGGUGGGCUCAGCCCUUCCCAACGGCCUGAAGCCAGAGUUCGCCCUUCACCUGCUGGACCCUGAGGGCCCCAAGCCUGGGCCUGGCAGCUGUGUGAUGGAGCACGUGAGUGUCACAGCAGAGCUGAGCUGUGGUCAGGACCUGGAGGAGCUGUUGCUGGAGGCCAGCCUGGAGACUGGAAGAGACGCACCAUAGCUGUGUCAUGGAAUCGUCCCCUGCAGUGUCUCCAGCAACGCUCUGGAACACCCAAACCACCUGUCAUCUGCCAAAAGCACACGGUCUCAGUUCACAAAUGAUGUUGGGUUUCCUUUAAGAAUCAGAUAGCGGAGUUACUCCAAUCUAAAGCUUUCUGGGAACCUCUGUAAAUGUUGGAUAACAAAAUGUCUGCCUUUGACGGAGUGAUGCCGUUCAUUACGGAGAAAGUCUACCGUUUUUUUUUUUCUUGUCUUUUUCUCGACUGGACAGUUAUCAGACGUUCUAUUCCAGGUGGAUUUUUUUUGUUUGUCCGACCCAGAGUGAUUAAAUGUGGUGUGACACUCAAUAGGAGUAUAAAUAAAAAGCAGUCCUCCAUCUUUCUUUGUCUUUUGUUGGUACAACACUGUGCCAUCUCAUUUCCCAACUCAACACAGGAUAAAUGUUGCCUUCGACUCGACUAGGUUUAAUUUCAUCUCUUUUUGUUUUACUGCUUGGAGAAAUCAGUCAUUUUGUAUUUAUUUUAUAGUUGUAUGAGCCUUCGUGUGAUUUAUUUUUCUCCCCUUCUCUUCCUCAUUUUAUUAGUUAUUUUCCAUGGGGUUUGCUUCUAAAGAUUUCCCCAUUUUUGGUGUAUAUUUCAGAUUCAAAUUAGAGCAAUUAUUACGUUUAUUUUUAUUUUGGGGGGGGUGGGGGUAUGGGGUAGAUGAGAGUAUGCUGGGUGGCGGGAUCAACGGAUAUGGCAAUAGGGAGGGGGGGGGGGAAGAGUGCAGUUGUGAAAAUGAACGUUUUCCUAAGGAGGAGCUAUGUGAGUGAUUGUUCACAUCACUCUGAUAAAACGCUGACUGAGAGACUUCCUGUGUUGAAACUGUACAUCUUAAACAGCGCUGUGCUAAGACCACAAGGGAGCGCUGGGGAUAUUGGUGUUUUCCUUGUAGGCCAGGAGGACAUUGAUAUAAACAGGUGGGUGAACGUUUGAGUGAACACAGGGGUCCCUCAGUCUUAUACCAUCUUGGGACAUAUAUGAGCCUGAAUGCCCAACACUGUGAACCUAUGGCCCAGGUACCAAGGGCACUAUUUAACCGGUAUCUAGAAGGUUCCAGGGUAAGGCAAAAAGGUGCUUUCUUACAGUGCAAGAAGAAUACAGGUUUGUCUCAGCUGCGGGAUCCUCUGGAUAUAGGUUUUGGUUGAAUAGAGCCCCUUGUCUCAAUCCCACUGUUCUGUCUCCCCUGGUCAACCAGGUUGUUUCUCAGCCCAGGUAAUCAUGUCUGUGCUGCCACCGCUGUUUGUAAUGCUUUAAUUUUUAGUAAUUUUUAAUUAUUUGUUAAAUUAAUUCGAAAUGUGCUGGUAAUCACAGAUAUGUAUGGCAAAACAUUUUUGUUCCUCUCUCAAAUAAAUGCAUGUACUGACUAAUGAAGUGACAGAGUGUUUCACUGAAAAUACUCUCUUUGGGAACUGCAUUGAUUUAUUGGAUGUUCUGCAUGGAAAUUAUUUGGAAUUUUCGGAAAAUAUUUAAUUUGACGGACCAUCAUUUAGGACAAAGUACUGUAGGUCUGAAAGUCUAUUUUGCACUGCUAUUCCGCUGGUUAGUACCAUCCCAUCAACAAGCAAAUGAAAUGCUGCUAGUGUUUCCAUGUUAAUCUCUUUUUUUUUCUUUUUUUUUGUGUACGUUUUAAGCGAAUUAGCCAAUGGCCAUAUUCCAUUUAUUCAGAUGUAGAGAAGAGGAAUUUAUUGGUCAAGGUGACAUGGACCUAAAAUGUCUUUCUAUACGAGGAAGGAAAUGGUAUGGCUUUAACUGACAAUGUCACAGCACAUCAGUUUUAGAGACUCAAUCAAGUUAAAAAAGGUCUUUGUAGGAGGCCUUUGGUAGUGUUUCAUAAGCCUGCUCCAAGAGUGUUCUAAGCCACAUUUUAACAAAUUCUGGAGCUUUGAGACAUUAGAACCAGACUAGAGAGAGAAGGAAGGAAGGAAGGCAGGGAUGGAUGGAUGGAUGGAGUGAGAGACUGCCUAUGCAAAAUGACUAUCACCUUUGUUGGUAUCAGGUUGGUAUGAUGAUCUCUGGUGCGUCAGAGAUAUGGAAUAAGAAUACUGUGUAUCUCAAUGGGUGUUGUCCUGUCGUCUUUUCGUUCUGAUGGGAUGUGACCUGGUCUGAGUUGUAUUAGGCAAGGUGAUACUGCUUUGUAUUGAAGGAAUUAAGAGGCUUAAUGUAAUGUUACCUGUCAGAGAUCUAAAAGACAAAAGUAGUAAUCCACUUCACACAGAAUCCACGGACACAAUGUGGAACUGCAAUAACAAUGGUGGAAAUCUGAUUCGCAUACCAGGUCCAAGGCCCAGUACAAGAGCUGACCGAUAGCUUGGCCAGGCUAGUGACCCCUCUUUCAAGAGAGGUAUUGAGAGAACAGGAUCUGUUUUGGAUACUUGCCAUUGUUUUUAUCUCAUUUCAAAGUAUUCUAUGGAUUUCUAUCAUGUUUUUUUCUCUAGUUUUUGUUUUGCCAAUAGGACAUGUGUACUGAUAUAGAGAUGGUUCUAAAAAAAAAACAUUGAGACCACUCGGACCAGCAAUUGCGUACUACUAUGACAUGGCAUGCUUGAAGUAUGGAGUGGCAUCUUGGCCAAGCAUUCAGUACUAUUCUGGUAUGGAUCUUAUUCUCUACUAUGUCAAGACUCAAUAGGUCCGUCUUUGCAUCAGAUUUCAGGAGAUGGCAUGGCUCAAUCUGAACUUUCCAAAAAUGUGACCAAACUUUAAGAUGGGACGUUGAGGGGUGAGGCGGUUCACCGCUCCCCUCGGAGACAGGCUCAUGGGGCGAGGGGAUUGUGUGUGGGGGGGGAUUCUGUUCUCUUUUUAUUAAUAAUUCUGUUCUGAAGGAAUUCCAGCCAAUACUAAUUCAACCCCACCCUCCCACCCCCCAGGUGCUUAUAUGAAGAAAGAUCAUGAGAGAGGAAAGUAGGGGGGGCUAGAGAAAGCCUUAAACAUAAACGUCAUAAGCGAAACUCAGCAUCUGCAAAGCUCCCUGAAUUACAGAGAGUAAAAAUACAUUUAAGGGCCAUUCUCUUUCUGUACAGUAGACAUGUGUGAUCUGAUUGGAUAGAGAGACUAAGGGCAGGACCUUCUGGAAUAAACUUAACUCCACACCCAUGCUAACAUUAACAUGUAAUAGCUCAUUUUCCUUCAUGUUUAUUCCCUUUCCUACUGUAUCUAUGCAAGUAUUUCUUUUGUUCUACUUUUCCCCAGCCCAAACGGCCACCCAUGAAAAGGCUUAAAUCCACAAGGAAGGCAACACUGAAAACUAAUUAAAAGUGACCUUCAGUUCUAAGCCUGCUUUUCUCAGCUUCCCCGUUCACCUUUAAUUUCAGUAAACUUAGAAGUAGUGCCGUGGCUUUCUGCUCCCAGUACACCUCACCUGAAAUAAUUAGUGUUGUCUUUAGAGUACAUGCAGACUUAUGAGGUGGAUCAUAUAAGCAAUGAUAUUGUGCAAUAUUGUGACCUGUGGUGUUUUGUAGAUUCACCUACAUCUCAUAAUGUGUUCUUCUAAACUAUCUAUGAAGGUACAAUAUCUUGUUUUUGUUUAUUUGGGUUAAAGUUUUACUGCAUUUAUGGAUUUUGUGUAUAAUCUUGGUUGAAAUAAAGGGUUUCCUAAUUUC